This is a messenger RNA of Desarmillaria tabescens, 2739 nucleotides long. RefSeq lists its product as uncharacterized. The coding region runs from base 127 to 2739 and encodes 870 amino acids. The transcript is spliced from 12 exons. The record is from RefSeq and is a predicted model, not a curated record. NCBI's taxonomy places the organism in Eukaryota, Fungi, Basidiomycota, Agaricomycetes, Agaricales, Physalacriaceae.
ACUCCUUUAGCGCUCACGAGCUUGAAGGAAGCAUACGAGGACCUCAUAGACAAUUUCCGCGAGGAAGUGCGGCGAGCGAGCGCGCCCAUAGGAAGAACGUCCAAACUCGUCGCAGAUGAGAAGUGCAUGGAGAUCUUUGGCGAGCUUGCUCAGGCUGUCAGAGAGAACGGGAACAAGAUAUUCACCUAUCUCAUGGCAUGCCUGUUCGAGUAUUUGUUUGGAAAGGACACGAUUGAGGGGAUAGAAGAUCUCCGGGAGGGUUUGACUGACCAGGAUAUCAUCUAUGGGAACUACGGAGGAUCGGACGAGCCUGAACAGACUUCUUCAUCUGAAGUAGUUGAAGAAGCUAGUGCAGAAGAAGAGGCUUACGAUGAGGAGGAACUCGAUGAUGAGAGCGAAGAGGUGGCUGAGGAAGCUCCGGCAGCAUCAGCUACAACAACGGCUCCUUUCCCUCUUCUCCAAUCCUCUCCUUUUGGCUCCGCGUCCCCUGCUACACAGCCUCCCGUGAAGUCAGCGUUCGCGAACAUUAAAUCCACGCCCAGCACUUUUGGUGUCUUUGGUGGUACAACAGCGUUUCCAACUUCGGAGUCUACACACGCUGCGUUCCCUACUUCGACAUCAACUUCGUCUAACCCCCAGUUCCCGACAUCAUCUUCUUUACCAUCAUCAACAAAUGGCUUCUCUAAUCAACCCACUCUACAAUUCCCCUCCUCUGGCUCGCCGAGUCCGUUUGGCCAACCGGUUCGGCCUACAGAAGGUCUUGUAAAUGGCUUAACGCCUCCCGCUUCAUCACCCUUCGGCGGGUUUUCAUCCAGUGCUUCAGGCACCGAACGGAUUUCCAAGUACAUCAGGGAGUCAACCUCAGCCUCCCUCAUUUCCUACCUCCUCGUCUGCUCCUUUCGGAUCAGGGCAGCCGUCGAUUUUCUCAAGCACACCAAAGCCUCUCCAGAGCUCUCCUUCUCGGACUCUGAAUCCGGCGGCGCCGUCAUUUACACCUCAAGUGAACCUUCCAUGCCGUCGCCUACCGUCCCUCCUCCUCUACCCAGGAAGCAGCCUAUAUCUCUUCCUUCGACACCAACGACAGCCUCGUCUGCGAAUCCUUUGCGCGACUUCUUCAAGGGGUCAUUGAAGACAUCGAUACCCCCUGCAACUGGAGAGCUUAGUCCGCUGAUCAUCACUUCUCCUACUACGUCAAGACCUGCAUCGAUCCGCAACUUUUCGUUUGAUGAUACUCCAAGGGCCGCCGAUAACACGAAUCCAUUCGAAGCUAUCAGCCCUCUCAAAUCCAAAGGCAAAGGCAAAGCGUCUUCCGAGGAUCUUGACAAACAAACGAAGGAAGACAUGCUGGAACGAGCCAUCGCGUGGCGGAAGGCCUGCCGGUCUAGUGAUGCAUACAGGGAGAAGAUACGCAAACAAGGUCAGGCUUCGCCAAGCAGCGAGCGAAAGCGCCGGUUAUUACCCAACGGCACGCACGGGUCUGUCGCCCGGAAACGUGUUCGCCGACGCGUCAACAGCGAGUAUCAUCGUCCACAAACCGACGAGGAGCUAGCCCGGCGCUUCAAGGAGAACCACGAAGAGCAUCAGCGGCGGUGGGCUCAAGGAUCAUUUCUACAGCUCAUUCGAGAUCAUGUCAAGUUGCAGCUGUCACCGUCGGAGUGGCAGAUUUGGUUAUCACUGAAUCCAGAUAGUGAUCCCACGGCGAUAUGGUUGGAACGCAAGUUUGACGCGCCUGCGUCGGGGCGAUGGAUGGGGGAGAACUGUACACCUUUGGAGGGCAUCGCGGAUGAUCUAGAAAGGAAAUACCGACUCUUGGACGAUUGCUCCCGAUUGAGGGAUAUCAUAAAGUCGCUACCGGAGAAUCGGCAUUAUGUACCUUCGUUGUUGGUUAUAUGGUGGGCAGAAGAAGGAGAACGCUCAGCCGGCGUCGGAGUUUGCAGAUAUGGUGUUUUGAGGCUGUUUGAGAACAUCCUGGAACCUUUCAUGCAAGAAUGGCUUGACAAUUGCUCCACGCGCGGUUCUUUCAAUUGGGUCUUAUAUGGGCGCUUUUUGAAGGUCGUCGUGGAUCUUAUGCGAUUGAUCGUCCGAGAUUCUGCGAAGCUACUACGGAUCGACGUCGAGGACAAGAUACCUUCUUUUGAACCCCAGAAUGUCAUCGAUAGCGAAACGGCGUUUGACAAUGCGUUGUCGUGGUUGGCUGGUAUCGAUAUUGAUAUCGCGACCGGCCCUAUCACUCUUGACCUGCAAACGCAGCGCGACUUGGGCAGAGGUUCGCUAUAUCGUCUGGUUAUGCUAGGGAAGAGACUGAUUACAUCCCACAGGGUUCCCUUCCCUCACCUUUCCUUGACCAUAUCCGCUCGUUGGUUCAUCGCCUUGUGGAUACAAAGUCCACCCAAGACGCAGGUGUUCAUUCUCAAAGCCGACAUUGGACCUGCGACAGAGCAAUUCCGAGCUGCAGUUGAGAGAUAUCAGGCUCAGCUCACUCAGGCUAUGGCGAUGAGCGUUCGUCGCUCACCCAAGCGCCGCAGUGUCUCGACUGAGACGAGCGAAAGCGGCAGUAUUUCUGACUGGUUUGCUAUUGCACCCCACGCCCAGCCCAGCCCCCAUGGUCAAUGGUCGUACAUCGCCAUCCCCUGCCAGUUCAAUAUCGGUCUCGCAAGUCCUGAGCCGUCUUUAGUCACCGUGGCCAUGCUUCGCUCGUUGACACGGAAUAUGAAGGAGAAAUAUGGGAUGGAGAAUUAG